Molecule: messenger RNA, 402 nt
Organism: Orussus abietinus
Lineage: Eukaryota; Metazoa; Arthropoda; Insecta; Hymenoptera; Orussidae
Exons: 4
Coding region: 1-315 (104 amino acids)
Source: RefSeq, a predicted model, not a curated record
AUGUACUCUCACACCCUUGCUUUGCUCGUGUGCGGAAUCCUGGCCGUGGCCAUGGCUGCACCUGCACCAGGUGGAUACGGUCAUCACUCCCACCACGUCAUCCACGUGCCCUAUCACGUGCAUACGGUGCAUCACCAUCACGUGAAAAAGAUUCACGUACCGGUUCACCAUGUGGAGAAGGUCCAUGUACCCGUUCCGGUACCGGUGCACCACGUGGAGAAGGUUCCGGUGCCGGUCCCAUAUCCGGUGCACCACGUGGAAAAAGUCCACGUACCUGUGCACGUGCCGGUGCACGAGGAAAAGCAUUGGUGGUAGAGCAAGUCGUGGCCGAUCUAGUUCUCCUUCAUCAGGUCAUUCGGGCGUGCCGGAUAAAUUAACUCGAGGGAUUGCACGAGAUUUAAG